Molecule: messenger RNA, 302 nt
Organism: Staurois parvus
Lineage: Eukaryota; Metazoa; Chordata; Amphibia; Anura; Ranidae
Source: the annotation of a GenBank genome assembly
AUGUAGUGUGUACUGUGGGAGACCGGAUAUAGUGAAUGCAGGGUCCGGGGAGAGCGGAUAUAGUGAAUGCAGGGUCUGGGGAGACCAGAUAUAGUGAAUGCAGGGUCCGGGGAGACCGGAUAUAGUGAAUGCAGGGUCCGGGGAGACCAGAUAUAGUGAAUGCAGGGUCCGGGGAGACCGGAUAUAGUGAAUGCAGGGGUCCGGGGAGAGCGGAUAUAGCGAAUGCAGGGUCCGGGGAGAGCGGAUAUAGUGAAUGCAGGGUCCGGGGAGAGCGGAUAUAGCGAAUGCAGGGUCCGGGGAGA